Molecule: messenger RNA, 2266 nt
Organism: Cyclopterus lumpus (lumpfish)
Lineage: Eukaryota; Metazoa; Chordata; Actinopteri; Perciformes; Cyclopteridae
Gene: camkk1a
Product: calcium/calmodulin-dependent protein kinase kinase 1, alpha a
Exons: 16
Coding region: 557-2113 (518 amino acids)
Biological process (GO): protein phosphorylation; activation of protein kinase activity; CAMKK-AMPK signaling cascade
Molecular function (GO): protein kinase activity; ATP binding
Source: RefSeq, a predicted model, not a curated record
AUAAUAAAAGUUGGGGUUCUCCCUGCGCUCCCGACGUGCUUCAAAGCCGUCUCAAAGUGUGCGCGUGCACGUGUGUGAGAGUGAAAGUGAGAGUGUGUGUGUGUGUGAGUGACACCAGCCCGUUCUUCUGCACAUUGCCGUGGCGCAACAAUAGCCAGCUGUGCGGGUGGUGUGCAAACAUUCAGCCGCUGGGUGUCUUCACUCUGCGGCUCCACCGCCGACCAGAGGUGGGUGAGUGUCGGCCGCUCCGUCCGUGUUCUUUCCGGAAGAGAGGGGUGUUUCACAUGGGACACGUCUCAGGUCAGCAGCCGAUUCCUGCCGCACUUCUCACGCAGAAGCCUGCAAGGACGCCUCCGCCCCCCCCCCCCCCCCACCGCGAGCCCCCGCGUUGACAGUCGGCCGUGAGUAGAGUGGAUCAAAGAGGCGACGCCGCGCGUCCGAACCGGGACGUCCCUUCUGGAUCCCUCUGGACUGGAGCUGCCGCCUCAGAGGGGCUCAAACACGGCUCUGGUGGGACGCUGAGCGCGGCGACCGAAGGCCGGCUCAGGUCACGUUGAUGCUGGUGGGCGCUCCCCGGUACUCUCCCUGCCACCUGCUCCAGCCCCCCACCUCCCCGCCAGCCAUGGCGAUGAGCAGUGACCCUGGCCGCGAGAGGCCCGGCCUCGAUUCUGACAAACAGACCGGCAGUCUCACGGACAUCAUGGCUGCCAUGACGACGGAGGACUCGGACGGCUCUGCCGCCAACGGCGUGGGUAACGGCGGGGCUCAGCAGGACGGGGCUCAGGCCAAGAGGAGCCGGGCGCCGCGGCCUCACCUGACUGGGAGGAAGUUGUCGCUGCAGGAAAGGGGCACCUACAUGUCGUCGGGCCCGGGGGGAGGAUUCACGCACGUGUCCCCUCGCGUGGCUCGCAGGCCCACAGUGGAGUCUAAACGCGUGUCUAUAUCAGACGCCCAGGACUGUAUCCAGUUGAACCAGUAUAAGCUGAAGAGUGAGAUCGGAAAGGGCUCCUACGGCGUGGUCAAACUCGCCUACAACGAGGACGAUGACAAGCAUUACGCCAUGAAGUUGGUGUCCAAGAAGAAGUUAAUGAAGCAGUGUGGUUUCCCACGUCGCCCACCCCCAAGGGGACCCAAGGCGGCCCAAGGAGAGCAGCCCAAGAUCUUAGGACCCCUGGAGAGAGUCUACCAAGAGAUUGCCAUCCUCAAAAAACUGGACCAUGUCAACAUUGUCAAGCUGGUGGAGGUGCUGGACGAUCCAGCAGAGGACAACCUUCACAUGGUGUUUGAGCUGAUGCCUAAGGGUCCAGUGAUGGAGGUGCCCUCAGACGGUCCUUUGACCGAAGAGCAGGCGAGGUUAUACUUCAGAGACAUCAUCCUGGGCAUCGAGUACCUUCACUACCAGAAGAUCGUCCACCGGGACAUCAAGCCUUCUAACUUGCUGCUGGGCGACGACGGCCACGUGAAGAUCGCAGACUUUGGGGUCAGCAACCAGUUCGAGGGCAACGACGCGAUGCUGUCCAGCACUGCUGGCACUCCUGCGUUCAUGGCACCGGAGACCCUUUCGGACGCGAGGAAGAGCUUCAGCGGCAAAGCGCUGGACGUGUGGGCCAUGGGGGUCACGCUGUACUGUUUCGUCUUUGGGAAGUGCCCAUUUAUUGACGAGUACAUAUUGGUUUUGCACAAUAAGAUAAGGACCGGCCUCGUGGAUUUCUCAGAAACGCCAAAGAUCAGUGAAGCGCUGCAGAACCUGGUCUUGCGGAUGCUGGACAAGAACCCAGACACCAGGAUCACCAUCCCUGAGAUCAAGAUGGACCAGUGGGUGACCCAGGGAGGCACGGACCCCUUGCCUCUGGAGGAGGAGCACUGCUCUGCGGUGGAGGUGACCGAGGAGGACAUCCAGAACUCAGUCAAGUUUGUUCCCAGCCUCUCCGCCGUGAUCUUGGUGAGAGCCAUGCUGAGGAAGCGCUCCUUCAGCAACCCCUUCGAGUGUCCGAGCAGGAGAGAGGAGAGGUCCAUGUCUGCGCCUGGCAGCCUGCUCAUAAAGAGCAGCACGGGAGACGGACCCAGAGACGGAGAGCUGGAGGACCUGCACGAAGACGAGCCCUCCUCUUGAGUCCUCCAGCAGAGCUUUUGUCCCCGUUCAUCCACACGUCUCCUUCAAAUCAGUGACGCACCACAUAUGCAUAUCGUUCUAUACACUGGACCUACGGAUGGUUUAUCGCUUUUGUUUACGCUCAAACCCUGGUUUGCUAUCGUGUCUCCUCCC